ACUGUUUUCACAUUGCCAGCCCCUUUAAAAAUGCACUUCCAUGAUGAAGAUUUGCAAUUGGAAGAUGAUCAGGGCGUGAAUUUGGGACUUGAGAGCAGUUUAACUCUUCGACGUCUUCUAGUCUGGACAUACGAUCCUAAAAUAAGGUUAAAGACCCUUGCAGCACUUGUUGAUCACUGUCAAGGGAGAAAAGGUGGUGAACUAGCCUCAGCAGUUCAUGCCUAUACUAAAACAGGAGAUCCCUACAUGAGAUCUCUGGUUCAGCACAUUCUUGGCCUAGUAUCCCAUCCUGUACUGAAUUUCCUUUACCGCUGGAUUUAUGAUGGAGAGCUGGAGGAUACAUACCAUGAGUUUUUUGUAGCUUCAGAUCCUACAGUUAAAACUGAUCGGUUGUGGCAUGACAAAUACACUUUGAGAAAAUCAAUGAUCCCUUCUUUUAUUACAAUGGAGCAAUCAAAAAAGGUACUCCUAAUAGGAAAAUCCAUAAACUUCUUGCAUCAAGUUUGUCAUGAUCAAACUCCAUCCACAAAGAUGAUUGCUGUGGCAAAAUCUGCAGAGUCUUCAAAAGAUGCUGCUGAUUUGUUCACAGAUUUGGAAAAUGCAUUUCAAGAGAAAAUUGAUGCAGCUUAUUUUGAGACCAGCAAAUACCUGCUGGAUGUGCUCAAUAAGAAGUACAAUUUACUGGAACACAUGCAGGCCAUGAGGCGCUACUUACUACUUGGUCAAGGAGACUUUAUCAGGCAUUUAAUGGACUUGCUCAAGCCAGAGCUUGCACGACCAGCUACGACCUUAUAUCAGCAUAAUCUAACUGGAAUCCUUGAAACAGCGGUGAGGGCAACUAAUGCCCAGUUUGAUAAUCCUGAGAUUCUCAAACGAUUGGAUGUUCGACUUCUGGAGGUAUCUCCUGGGGACACUGGAUGGGAUGUCUUCAGCUUGGACUAUCAUGUUGAUGGGCCAAUAGCAACGGUAUUUACACGUGAGUGCAUGAGCCACUAUCUAAGAGUAUUUAAUUUCCUUUGGAGAGCGAAGCGAAUGGAGUAUAUUCUUACUGAUAUAUGGAAGGGGCACAUGUGCAAUGCAAAGCUUCUGAAAAGUAUACCAGAGCUUUCUGGGGUGCUGCAUCAGUGUCACGUUCUGGCAUCAGAAAUGGUCCAUUUCAUUCAUCAAAUGCAGUAUUACAUUACAUUUGAGGUGCUUGAAUGUUCGUGGGAUGAACUCUGGAACAAGGUCCAACAAGCACAGGACUUGGAUCACAUCAUUGCAGCUCAUGAAGUUUUUCUAGACACAAUCAUAGCUCGGUGCUUGCUGGAUAGCGAUUCCAGGGUACUUCUCAACCAGCUUCGAGCUGUUUUUGAUCAGAUCAUUGAGCUCCAGAAUGCCCAAGAUGCAAUGUACAGAGCUGCUUUGGAGGAGCUGCAGCUGAGAUUGCAAUUUGAAGAGAGGAAAAAACAGCGUGAGCUUGAGGGCAAGUGGGGUGUAACUGCAUCAGAAGAUGAAGAAGAGAGCAAGAGGAUGAAGGAAUUUCAAGACUCAAUACCCAAAAUGUGCUCACAGCUGCGAAUACUCACUCACUUUUAUCAGGGAAUCGUCCAGCAGUUCUUGGUCCUGCUGACAACCAGUUCUGAUGAAAGCCUUCGGUUUCUUAGCUUUAGAUUGGACUUCAAUGAACAUUACAAAGCAAGAGAGCCAAGGCUUCGUGUAUCGUUGGGCACUAGAAGCAGACGAAGCUCACAUAUGUGAAAGGACUGCUAAGGACUGCACCUCGGUAUCCGAAGGAUGUUGAACCUCUUGUUGGACAAGGCAAUCAGUGUUGACAUCAUACAACCAAAUAGUGUGUGAUCGGUGUCUACCAUUUCUGCUGGCAACCUGUUUUCAGUCAUGUGAUUGUGUGACACUGUAUAGCAGAAAGCAAAAAAAAGUGGGGCUUUUUUACACUGACGUUUCUAGAAUUACCAGACUAAAUGGGCUAAUUGAACCUCUUCCAAUCAACUUCUUAAAUCAUCCUUUUAAACAAAUGCCAAUUUUAUUUGAAGCU
Molecule: messenger RNA, 2035 nt
Organism: Fulmarus glacialis (Northern fulmar)
Lineage: Eukaryota; Metazoa; Chordata; Aves; Procellariiformes; Procellariidae
Gene: TUBGCP3
Product: tubulin, gamma complex associated protein 3
Exons: 14
Biological process (GO): spindle assembly; cytoplasmic microtubule organization; microtubule nucleation
Cellular component (GO): centrosome; spindle pole; gamma-tubulin small complex
Molecular function (GO): gamma-tubulin binding; microtubule minus-end binding
Source: RefSeq, a predicted model, not a curated record